AUGGCUGCGAAACAGGGAGCGCAGCCAUCCAAGGUCCUCCUCGGCUUUGACGUGGAUUGCUGCUGCAUCGGCUAUGACGGCACGCGCGUCUGGGCGUUGCCGCGCGCGCUCGAUGCCCUCCGGUUCGGGCACACCGUGGUCAACCCUCUCCACGCGUGGCCCCGGCAGCCGUCGUACGAGCUCCGGCUCGCCAAGUACGCGGCUCGCGGCUGGGCGGUCGCCGUCCCCGGCCUGAAGAUCAAGCGGAUCGGACUGCAGGGCCUAAACCGCAUCGUGAGCGGGAGGCUCACGCUGAGAGGCGUGGCGCGCAUACUGCACAUCCACCUCGCCCUCGCGCUGCCAGAGAACAAUCCGUGGUACCAUGGCGCGGGCGGUGGGCCGCCGGCUGGCUAUCGCGGGGGCACAAGGCCGCACGACUGGGAGGCGGCGCUGCGGCGCACGUUUGGCUUCCACACCGUCAGCGUGGACGGGAUCCCGCAGACGACGCUGCCGGACCCGUAUGGCUGGAUCAACGCCUACCUCGGCAACGAGGGGCCUCCGGCAAGCCGAUGGGGCCGGCCGCGGGGGGACGACAUCGCGCUCAAGAUGGUCUCGGGCGACUGCUUCGACGACAUCUACGAUGCAGGCCGCGACGACCUUCACAUCCCGCGCGUCAUGGCCUGGGCCGUCGAGCCGCGGAGUCGCGAGUACAUGAACAUGGAGCUGCCGCCAGCGGAGCUGCACGAGCUCUACUUUGCGAGCCUGGAGCGCCGCGUCACCGACCAGCGCGCGGACUACAGCGAGGAGGGCCUGCGGGAGAUGGGCGCCCCGGUGGGACUCGGCGGGGAGGACGACGACUCGGGGGAUUCGGACGACUACGCGUUUCGAACCGAGUCUGCCUCGGACGGGGCCGAGGGAUAG
Messenger RNA from Emiliania huxleyi CCMP1516, 900 nucleotides. RefSeq lists its product as hypothetical. NCBI's taxonomy places the organism in Eukaryota, Haptophyta, Isochrysidales, Noelaerhabdaceae. The transcript is spliced from 3 exons. Bases 1 to 900 code for a protein of 299 amino acids. The record is from RefSeq and is a predicted model, not a curated record.